GGGGGGUAGGGAUGUCGACACUGCCGCAAACAAGAUGAGGAGAACGAGGAGGAAGGAAAGGAGGAUGAAGAAGCAUAGAAGGAGGAAGAAAAACAACACUACGAGAAGGAGGAGGAGUAUCGUGACAACGAUCAUGGCGCGCCAAUGGACAAGGAGGAGGAGAAGGAGGAUGGCGAUGACGAUCAUGGCGUGACGAUGGACGAGGAGGAUGAGGAGGAGGAAGAGGAAGAGGAGGAGGAAGAGGAAGAGGAAGAGGAGGAGGAGGAGGAAGAAGAAGAAUACUGGGAGGAGGAGGAAAAGGAGGAGGUAGAAGAAGAAGAAUACUGGGAGGAGGAGGAGGAGGAUGGUAACGACAACGAGGAGGAAGAGGAGGAGGAGGAAGAAGAAGAAGAAGACUGCGGGAAGGAGGAGGCGGAGGAUGACGACGAUGAAGAAGAAGUACAGGGGGAGUCGGCGGAGGAGGAGAGGGAGCAGGAGGGGGCCACGAUAAUGAAUGCAAAUCGGGACGCCACAACGAUGGAUGAGGACGCGGAGGAGGAGGACGGCGACGGCGAAAAGAAGGAGGAGGACGAGGGGGAGGAGGACGAGGAGGAGGAGGAAGAAGAAGAAGAGCAGGAAGAGGAGGAAGAAGAGGAGGAAGAAGAAGAGGAAGAGGAGGUGGAAGGGGAGGAGGACACCGACGGUGGACGAGGAGGGAGAGGAGGAGGUGGAGGACGAGGAAGACGAAGAAGAUGAGGAGAAGAAGGAGGAGGAGGGGGAGCAGAAUGGCCAGAUGGAGAGGGGGUACUACGAACCCCCAAAAACAUCACCGCA
Chara braunii is the source of this 813-nucleotide messenger RNA. The record is from the annotation of a GenBank genome assembly. Lineage: Eukaryota; Viridiplantae; Streptophyta; Charophyceae; Charales; Characeae.